Molecule: messenger RNA, 5424 nt
Organism: Pygocentrus nattereri (red-bellied piranha)
Lineage: Eukaryota; Metazoa; Chordata; Actinopteri; Characiformes; Serrasalmidae
Gene: znf804a
Product: zinc finger protein 804A
Exons: 4
Coding region: 1659-5105 (1148 amino acids)
Cellular component (GO): nucleus
Source: RefSeq, a predicted model, not a curated record
GAGAUGCAGCCUCAGUCUGUUCAUCAGCGCUGUUUCGCUAGCACGCUGACCGCUAGCUGUCUAUUGGCUCAGCUUCGCUAUAACACAGCAGCAGCAUCAGCAUCAGCAUCAGCAUCAGCAGCAUGCCUCACACACACACACUCACACACACUCACACACACUGCCUUCAGCCAGCGAGCGGCGGCGGAGAGAACACACACGCAGCUGAACGCAGCGCAGACUGAGCCCCGGCCAGGCUGGGACUGAGACCCAGCGCGGGCGGCGAAUCCACCGGCUCCCGCCGAGGACGCCGGAGGAACACUUUGGAAUUAAGAGCCAGCGGCAGCAGCAGGAGAUCGGAAAGAGGAGGAGGAGGCGGGAGGAGAGCCUCAGCUCGGAUAAAGACGGCUGGAAGCUGCCGGGAAGAAAGCAAAGAGAGUUGCGGACCUGCUCACGCUCUGCCGUCUGAGGGAAUAACCUCAGGACGGAGACGCCGACGCCGACGCGAACUCCCCUCCACUGAGGAAGACCAGGAGGAGGAGUUGUGGGCAGAAAGUGGACUUGUGCUUGUGAGUGCUGGACGGCGUGUCUGAGCGUGUGCAUGUGGACUCUCAAAACAGAUGGGCUAAAAACAAACGUGUCCAAACACUUUUGACUUUUUCGUUUAUAUUCAAAUGCAUUCUAAUGACAUGCGAAUCUGCUAACUCUAUGCUAGGACACACUUUGCACUAAGAACCAAGCUAAAAAGCGUGUCGCUGAUUUUGUCCCUUGUGUCCAAAUACUUUUAACACUUACUUUUAGCGCUCUAGCUCUGACUCUGCGUUCGUUAUGCUGAUGGUCAGAACAGUUCCAACACAAAGUGUCACGACUUGGCGUGCUAUUUUUAUUUAACUUGUGCGUCCAAAUACUAUUGGCACGCCCACUGUGUUAAAUUAUUUCUUACAGCUUUCGAACGCAAAUAUGCCUCAUGAACACACACGAAUCUGUCUUGCUUAACCUGAUCAAAUAGUGCUAAUUUGCAUAUUUUGUUUUGUUAAAAAUUGUCCAAAUACUUUUAGCAGCCACUUAUUUGCGCUCUAACUCUGACUCUGUGUUAGUUAUGCUAGCGGUGAAAGCAGCACUAACCCAAAGCGACACUGCUUAGCAUGCUAUUUUUGUGAACUUCUGUGUCCAAAUACUUUUGGCACAGCCACUGUGUUUUUAACUUACUUCUUAGCACAAACACGUCUCAGAAACACACACAGGAGUCCGUCUCGCAGGUAUGCUAAUGAUGUUAAAACUGUGUUGAAUCGCAGGUUUCGUUUGGUAAACACUAGUGUCCAAAUACUUUAAACGCACCCAGCCUGUUAUAUUAUUUAAAACAGAUUUUCCUAAUCAUACUCGCACACUAGUCUGUCUUAGGGAUGUGUUAAAAAUGCUAACACAAGUGUUACUAAUUAGCAAUUUCCAUAAACACUUUGUGUCCGAAUACUUUUGACACAUUGGGUCAGUUAUUACAUUACUAAACGCAGAGUUCUGGCAGAGGAAUGUGUUAUAACUGCGCACUGAUCUGUAUUACAGAUAUGAUAGAGGUGUUAAAGCGACGCUGAAACAAAAAGCUGAAAGCUGUGCUGGUAAUUAACGCAUCGCUUUUGAGAGCGUGUGUGUGUGUGUGUGCGUGUGUGUGUGUGUGUGUGUGUAUGGGUUUCCACAUGGCGUGCUACUACAUCGUCAUCAGCUCCACUCACCUCAGCAACGGACACUUCCGCAACAUCAAGGGAGUUUUCAGAGGCCCGCUGUGCAGCAAGAACCUGGAUUAUGCUGAGAAGGAGAAAACCUUGGCCAAAGCCCUGGAGGACCUCAAGGCCAACUUCUACUGUCAGCUGUGUGACAAGCAGUACUACAAACAUCAGGAAUUCGACAACCACAUCAACUCCUAUGACCAUGCGCACAAACAGAGGCUGAAGGAGCUGAAGCAGAGGGAGUUCGCCCGGAAUGUGGCCUCGAAGUCUCGGAAGGAUGAGCGGAAGCAGGAGAGAGCGCUGCGCCGGCUGCACGAGCUGGCAGAGCAGCGCAGAGAGGUUCAGUGUGCCCCUGGGAGCGGCCCUAUGUUCAAAUCCACCACGGUAGCAGUAGAAGGUAGUUUCAGAGAUCCACAUGAGGAGAACCAGAGUGCUGGAGGCCAGGAACCUGGAUCCCAGAACCAGCUGAGCAGCUGCAAACAGACCACAUGGUCAUACGGUGGAAAAAACGCCAAGAAGCAAGCGCUAAGGCGCAAAAUAGCCUUCUCCUUUUCCUUUCCAAAGAAAGCUUCGGUGAAGCUGGAGUCUUCGGCUGCAGUUUUCUGCGAGGGUCUGGAGGAGGGUAAGGUGGAACGAAGUGGUCGGAUCCAGGUGCCGUUUGUGGAGCUUGACCUACCAGACUCGCCGGCUGAGGGGAAAGGGGUGAAUUGCAAGGACACACUUUGUUGCACUGCAGAAAGCAGCAAUGUGGUCAAUCAGGGGUCCCUGGAUAUACCUGCUGGAGUGGAUGGCCUCCAGCAUGCUGCUUCAGAUUUGUGUGCGUUCCUCGUUUACUCUGAGGACACCUCCAUGUCUCCUAUUACCCACAUACCUGCCAACUCUGAAAGCGUUCUGGACUCUGAGAGCCCUGUGGAGAGCACUGUGGCUAGGCAUAAAGCAGAAAGUGGUCAGGAGACGAGCAGCGAAAGCAAAGAGAAAGACUUGUCCGCAAGUGACCCUCCAGUUAAGGCUUCCUCUGAUGUGCCACCUGAGAACGAUUCGUUUCAAAGCCAAGGAAAAGAGGAGGAUGCGGCUGCUGCAAAAACUCUCAGCCCAUUCGCAAAGCCUAGCCAGCCUUUUUUCUCUGUCCUCGGCAGGGAUGGUAAAACCAUCUUCCAGUGGCCUUCUGAGAUGGUUUCCUUCACCAUGACGGAGCCUUCCCUGUCUUUCAGUUGCAAUCCGCUCCAUUUCGACUUCAGAGGGUCACAGAUCAGAAGGUGCCCCGAUGCUCAGGAGGCGACCGAACCCAAAAUUGAUGAGGAGUCAUCAUCUGUCAGCACGACCACCAGUUCACAGAAAUCGUCCAGCUUAGAAAGGCACACGGAGGAGGCCUCAUGUGGCCACGGAACAGAGAGCAAGGUCAGAAAGUGCCAUCAGUAUUCCGGCGAUACAGAAAGUGGAGCGAGGCCGAAAGUGCACGGCAGAUGUAGGCAUUCCAAAGAUUGGCCUCAUGCUGGCAAGAGAGCGGAGGACAAAUUGCGGGCUAGAGAUCGGCGCCAUUACAGGAGCCAGCACAAAAAGAGACACAAGCGGCGCCACAAGAGAAGAAGGAGAAGGAGGGAGGAGGAGCAGAGUGAGAGCGACGUGCAGAAAUGUGCAAAAUCCCACAGACGAGCGGAGAGCCGCGAAGAGCUUGAUAGCCAAUUUAGAGGCGCCACUUCACAGCAAGCGCAGCCAUUAGAGAAGUCAAAGCAAUCAGCUCAAAAUCAGGCCGAGAACAACAGCAUCACUCCCACGAAGGAGGGGGAGCAGGCAGGCAGGAUAAACGGCUCUGCAGGAGGCUCUGAUGAACCUUGGGCCUGCAGCGAAAAGGUGGUGGGAGUCUGUGGAGGGACGGCAGGGGAGGCAGACAUAACAGGACACGGCUCGAGCUGUCUCAACACGCCUCCCUCUGAGAAAGAAUCCUCAGAUCACAGCAGCCCGAGGGUGGAGGAUCCACACUCUCCGGAGAGAGAUGGAGAGGAUCCGUGUGCGGGAAAGAUAGUGAAGAAACGACACAGUGACUCAUGCAGUGAGGAUGAGCCCUGGUCAGACGUGACACAAUGCAUUUACUGUGGAUCCUCGUCACAAGACAACGAUGGGCACGAAGGCUCGGAUUUAUCUUGCCCAAAACACGCGAGAAAAAGACAAAAAUUGUCUCAGCUCUCACACCUUGAUGACGGAGAUCCUGUUGCCAAAAGUGUUGUUUUGAAUGCAGAGGGUAGGCCCUCUGCGGUGGAGUCAGUGGUGAAUGAUUUAAAGGCAAUGUGUGACAGCUCCAAUGGGCCAGACCAAAUCUCAUGCAGUAUUGAUGACUUAGAGAGUGGUGCGGUUGAUUGUCAGAUACUGACUUCCAUUAGCAGCGCCCCGGGUCAAACAGCCAUGGAUAACAGCUGCUGCCAGCCGAACUCGAACCCUUCCCCCACUCAGAUCAAUGCUCAGAGUGGAAAGGGCACUCAUCCCCUACCUGCGGGAGACUCUGAGCCUGCAGAGAUCCUGACAGCCACAAAGCAGCUCGCUAAGAUCCUGUCCAGAGCGGAGAAGGGCUCUGCGAAGGAUUGUAAAAAGUGUGCCGUGGCGGCUCAGGUUUGUCUGCUGGAUGUGAGAGAGAUCGUCCCGCGGAAGGCAGAGAAAACCAGUCACGAUAAAUCGUGUCAGCACAGCCCACAGCUGCUACAGCCGCAGAGAUUUCACCUACCGGAGAAUGAGCGGCUAAGCCUGGAGGGUCUGCUGGAUGUGAGAGAAAUCGGCCUGCGAAAGGCAGAGAAAGAGAAAGUCAGUCAUGAUAAAUCAUGUCAGCAUAGCCCACAGCUGCACAUGCAGAGAUUUCACCUUCUGGAGGAAGAGGGUUUGUGCCCCGGCAGAAGCCAAUUCCAUGCCUCGCCGUGUUUCCAGGCCCACACAGAAAGCCUGGAAAGGCAUUGCCUCUUACAGGCCCAUGCCCACAGACGGGUUUUGCACCAGCAGGUGUUUCCCACUAAGCUGAAACCGGUCUUGCCCAGAGCUUCUCUCCAAGUGUCUAGUCCCAUCUUGCACCCGGUCCACAUGCCCUCUACCGUGCCAUCAGGAUCCAUCACUAUCCGCCACACUAUCCUUCAGCACCAUGCCACAUUCCUUCCCCCACAGCCUCCCAUCUUCCCUCAGGUGGUGCCAGUCACCCGCCUCCCCCUGGCACCCGAAAUCUGCCCACCUGCCGGCACGCCUGCCUUCGUCACACCUUCCCAGGUGUCCGUGAUGGCUCCGCCCACUAUCCACCCAACAGCUGUGACGUUUCACGCCCUCCCUCGUCCGACUGCAGUCUUUCCGCCCAUCCUCCAUCGGCCAGCGGCAUUCACGCCCGUUUUGCCCCCCCACCCUGCAGUCAUCCCACUGCAGCCUCUCUUCUAGAUGCUACAAAAGACAGUUGUAUAAUGAACAGGAACAGGAAACAGGGAGAACAAACACAGAAUGUUGUCCAAAAAAACAGGAACAAAAUCAAUUCUAUUUUUAGAGUGAGCACUAUUUUGAAAUGCCCUAUUAAAAAAUCUCAGUAACAUUUAUUAACCCUUUUAAAAUAGCUAAUCACUAUAGAGUUCAGCAUUUUGCAGAUAUCAUUUGUUUUCUUUUUAUGAUUUUAUUCUCUGUGACUUUCAACUCCUUGCCUAUAAAGCAAGUACCGGUCCAACAUUACAGUGCUUGAAGACUGAACUGGAAGACGAACCGGGGG